AUGUUCGGGUUUCAAACUGGAAACGAACACCGACUUGAAUGGGGGCAGACUAACCAUUCAAGUCGACUUCCAAGCCCUUCGGACUUGCUGUUGACAUUACUUCUGUAAAACCCGCCGGGGAGACCCUAAACUUGCGCGAUUGUUGGUUUUUUUUUUUUUCCCCCUCGUCUUCUUCUUCUGUGGUAGCAGCAGUGCUGUUGCGCCGUGCCGACUGCUCACAUAGUUGAGGGGAUUCAUUGGUUGGAGCAGGAUUGCGCAUUGGCCCUGCCGCGUAUCCGCCGCUUAUCCCGAGGGAAGAGGAACAAUGAAGCGAUAAACGUUUCCUUCUUGCUCCAAGUCCUGCUGCAGAGUUAAUCCCGCUACGGUCAUUUUUAUCUCGCGCUCCCUCUUCCUCUGGCUUUCAUUUUUCUUGUCCUGUGUGGGAUGCGUCGGUUGCUCUAGGAUCCCGCUUGUUGACAGUUUUGUUUUUCUUUAUACAAGAAGUUCACAAGAAGUUUCUGGCAUAGGAAGACGGAAAAUGUCCACACCGAGGUUCAAAAAGGAUAAAGAAAUCAUCACAGAGUACGAGAGUCAAGUCAAAGAGAUCAGGGCCCAGUUGGUGGAGCAGCAGAAAUGUCUGGACCAGCAGACAGAAAUGCGGGUCCAGCUGCUGCAGGACCUCCAGGAUUUCUUCAGGAAGAAGGCAGAGAUUGAGAUGGAAUACUCCAGAAACCUAGAGAAACUGGCUGAACGCUUCAUGGCAAAGACUCGCAGCACUAAAGAUCACCAGCAAUACAAAAAAGACCAGAAUCUGCUGUCACCGGUCAACUGUUGGUAUCUGCUGCUGAACCAGGUGAGGAGGGAGAGUAAGGACCAUGCAACUCUGAGUGACAUCUACCUCAACAACGUCAUCAUGAGGUUCAUGCAGAUCAGCGAGGACUCCACGCGGCUACUGAAGAAGAGUAAAGAAAUAGCCUUUCAGCUCCAGGAAGACUUAAUGAAAGUCCUCAAUGAGCUAUACACAGUGAUGAAGACGUAUCACAUGUACCACUCGGAGAGCAUCAGCGCCGAGAGCAAGCUGAAAGAGGCUGAGAAACAAGAGGAGAAGCAGAUUGGCAGGGGUGAUCCUGUCUUCAGCAUUCGAAUGGAGGAAAAAUACCAGAGGCGCAGCUCUGUGAAGAAAAUUGAGAAGAUGAAAGAGAAGCGUCAAGCCAAGUACUCGGAGAACAAGCUGAAGUCGAUCAAAGCGCGAAACGAGUACCUGCUGACGCUGGAAGCGUCAAACUCAUCCGUUUACAAAUACUACAUCCACGACUUGUCGGACUUAAUUGAUUGCUGUGAUUUGGGUUACCAUGCCAGUCUGAAUCGUGCCCUGAGGACUUACCUGUCUGCAGAAUACAACUUGGAGACGUCACGCCACGAGGGCCUUGAUAUCAUUGAAAAUGCAGUGGACAGUCUGGAUCCACGAAGUGACCGACAGAGGUUCAUGGAGAUGUACCCUACGGCCUUCUGCCCACCGGCAAAAUUUGAGUUCCAGCCUCACAUGGGAGAUGAAGUGUGUCAGAUCUCAGUGCAGCCACCAGUAAAUGGGGAACUCAUCCUGAGGUUCCAGCAGCUUCAGUCUCGUCUUGCAACUCUGAAGAUUGAAAAUGAAGAGAUCAAAAAGACAUCAGAGGCAACCCUGACCACCAUACAGGACAUGGUGACCAUUGAAGACUAUGAUGUGUCUGAGUGCUUCCAUCACAGCCGGUCCACCGAAUCAGUCAAGUCCACAGUGUCAGAGACGUACCUCAGCAAGCCCAGCAUUGCCAAGAGGAGGGCCAACCAGCAAGAGACGGAGCAGUUCUACUUCAUGAAAUUCCGUGAGUUUUUGGAAGGCAGUAAUCUCAUCUCCAAACUACAAGCCAAGCACGACUUGCUGAAGAGAGCACUCGGUGAAGGCCACAGAGCUGAAUACAUGACCACAAGACAUCCCAAUGGCCCAUUCAGAACCCACACUGGCACCCGGCGGGCUAGACCCCGCUCUGUUUUUAAUGUUAGGUUAUUUAAUGGCAAUUUGGAGUCAUUUAUCAAGGACUCUGGUCAAGCUAUCCCUCGUGUGGUUGAAAGUUGUAUUCGCUACAUAAAUUUGUAUGGCCUCCAACACCAAGGAAUAUUUCGUGUAUCUGGAUCCCAGCUGGAAGUCAAUGACAUCAAGAACUCAUUUGAGAGAGGAAACGACCCUCUGGCAGAUGAUGAGAAUAACCAUGACAUUAAUUCAGUGGCUGGUGUUCUCAAACUGUACUUCCGGGGUCUGGAGAACCCUCUUUUCCCCAAAGAGAGGUUCAACGAGCUGCUCUCAUGCAUCAGAAUAGACAACCUGUAUGAGAGAGCUCUGUACAUCCGUAAGAUCCUCCUGACCAUUCCCAGAUCUGUCCUCAUUGUGAUGCGCUACCUCUUUGCCUUCCUUAACCAUUUGUCCCAGUACAGUGAUGAGAACAUGAUGGACCCGUACAACCUGGCCAUAUGUUUUGGCCCCACACUCAUGCCCACACCAGACAGCCAGGACCAGGUCUCAUGCCAGGCCCACGUCAACGAGAUCAUCAAGACGAUCAUCAUCCACCAUGAGACCAUCUUUCCUGAUGUCAAAGAACUGGAUGGGCCCAUCUAUGAGAAGUGUAUGGCGGGUGGAGACUACUGUGAGAGCCCCUACAGUGAGCAUGGAGCCCUGGAGGAGGUAGACAAUGAAGGCGGAGCAGAGACGCACACCAGCGAGGACGAGAGUGAGCCUAUUGAAGCUAUUGCCAAGUUUGACUACGUUGGGCGCUCUUCUCGAGAGCUGUCUUUCAAGAAGGGUGCCUCCCUGCUGCUGUAUCAGCGAGCAUCUGAAGACUGGUGGGAGGGACGGCACAAUGGCAUCGACGGCCUGGUGCCACACCAAUACAUUGUAGUCCAAGACAUAGAUGACAACUUCUCAGACACUCUGAGUCAAAAGGCUGACAGCGAGGCCAGCAGCGGCCACGCUGGAGAGGAUAAAUGCUCAGGAAAAGACAUCGGUUCACCCAAUGACACCAGGAUCUCCGAGGCAUUCAUCACCAGCAGACACAGGAAAAGAUCAGAUCCACCAUCUCGGCGACCGCCUGCCCGUCCCAGUGAUGUCCACUGCAUGGUGCAUACCUCCCAGCAAAGUCAUGGCGGGACUCCAGAGAUGGGCUCUCCAGUUCUGGGCCACUUCAGCCCACGGGACAUGCUUCGAAGUCGCAACCACAUUCCCAUGGACAGCCCGGAGCGACGGCGCCGCGCUGGCCACGGUAGUCUCACUAAUAUCAGUCGUCACGAGUCCCUGAAGAAGAUGGAGAGCCCACCAAUUCGCCGCUCCACCUCCUCGGGCCAGUACACUGGCUUUACUGACGCCCAUCAUCACCACCACCACCACCACCAUCAUGGUGGCAAGCCCCUGGACCCGGAGACCAUCGCACAGGACAUAGAGGAAACUAUGAACACUGCUCUGAAUGAGCUGCGCGAGCUGGAGCGGCAGAGCUCAGCCAAGCACGCCCCUGACGUAGUGCUGGACACCCUGGAGCAGCGGCAGACCUCCGGCAGCAGCGGUGGAGGUCCAACGCCGGCAAGCUCCAGCGAGUCCCUCAGCCCCAUCCACGGCGUCAUGCUGAGGUCAACUGCCAAUACUGAGCCACCCAUCCGUCGCAGCACCAGUUCCUCCAGUGAUUCCAUGAGCACAUUCAAGCCUGUGGUAGCACCACGUAUGGGGGUGCAGCUCAAGCCCCCGGCUUUGAGGCCCAAGCCCAUGGUCUUGCCAAAAUCCAAUCAGGCCCCUCAGCCUCCCACUACAUCUUCUCAGGACCCUCUGGAUAAGUCCUGCACCAUGUAACCUCUGAGACAGGAAUCGGAAUAUGUAAAGCAAAAACGCUCAAUCUAGUUCCAAGGGACUGUGAAAAGCUACCAGUGGCUACAGUUCUCAGAGACAGUACAAAUAAUAUUCAAGAGUGUGUAUAAAUACUUGGGACUUGUAUAGGAGAAGACAUUUCCUUUUGGUGGUUUGAAGCUGAAAACAAGAAUGUAAAGAGGAUUAGAUCUGAGAGACUGAUGUAGGAGUUAGAGUUUAGACAGAUUUGUCAGCCAGAUAAGUCUGCUGUCUCAAUGACAUGCAGAUUUGUGUGUUAAUAUGCUUAGGUUAAUAUUACAUAACGGAUAUCUUUUAAAAAAAAAUCAAUUUAAACAACAAAUCACAAAGGCUUCCUGAAAGUUUUAGAAAAUGUAGUUUACAGAUGAUGAUGAAGAACUGUAACUCUGAACAACAUAUGGUGCAUGCAGCUCUUCGGUUUACUGCUGAACCUGUGGUGAGGACUGUAGUGAACACGGUGGUUAGGAACUAGAUCCCCCCCCUCCCCCCCACUUUAUCUAGAAUGGUUUUUGGGGGUGUUGUGAAUCAGUACAAAGGCCUUUCCGACUUUGAGAUGUAACUGAUUUUAAAAUGUUCAUUCAUAUAAAAGGUGCUGUGACGUGCUGGGCAGAAAUGGUUUGAAGGUCAGACUAAAAAAAAAAAAAAAAAAGAGUCUUAAAGAGCUCUUUACAAAUAAUUUAUUAACGGUGUUAAUAAAUUAAUAGUACUGACACCAGUGUGCUUCUUUUUCACACGCAUGUAAACUGCAGCUUUCUAUGGCGAGGCAUGACAUCUGUUGUGUUUCAUAAAUACAAAAAUCACCUCUGUGUUGGUUUCACUCAGAUUUAUUUAAACAUGCUGCCUGGAAUGAGAGAUGAUUGGAUAAAACCACUACUGCUUUAUGACCUUUGACUGAACGUUUUUGAUGCAUUCUUAAAUUCCUGCAACAUUAUCUCAGGUUGCAGGGAGAAAAACGCCUAAUAUGUCUUUUGCCUUUGUGUCUGUAUAACCUAUAGGGAGAAGUUUGGGAAAAUUAUGAUGAAAAACAUGUUGUUAUACUGCGUGGACCACAUGCCAUAGCUUCUUUUUAUGCCUUGUUUGGCUUUAUCUACCCAAAGAUAUGAGUUUAUAAGUUAAAGCAUGGAUAAUGAUCCUUCAUGUUUAGACUCAAGGCGGUGCCCUGUGGUUAGUGCUGCCAGUAGCCAUGGACCUGAUGACUGUUAGUGUAAAAAUCUCCUAAUAUGCCCCCCCUGCUUCCUGUUCUUUUUUUUUUUUUUUUUUUUUUUUUUAUUGCAAAUGAACAGCAGCUUGCUUUGAGUCCCUGUAGUCUGUUUUUAUGUUUGGGAAAGAAUGUCAAUAAUGUUUGCACAUUCGUCUCAGAUUGACAUCGAGGCUCUCUGUGCGUUUACCGAUUUGUGUGGAUGAUAUUUACAAGUGCAUGAAAGGAAAUGGGCUCUGUGGGACAAGAGGAAGCAGACCAUGUCAGUCAGCUCCUAUGUAAUAACUUCAAAAAUGCAAUAGCCUCAUAAAACUGUAUGUGCCAGACUUCCAGUUUUGUGGCUGCAGCCCUGUAUGUGUCUUUUUCUUUCUUUUUUACCUCUGUACUGUAGAAAUAACAGACCUGGGUGCAUGUCCUUGGAGUGUUUGGCUGGCAUAAUUGCAUAUAGAAGAGUUGGGUUGCAGUGCAUCAGCAAUGCUCUCUAAAAGCAGGUUUACACUAUCUUUGACUUGACAAAUAUUGUGUGUAUAAAUAAUCAAAGGUUAAUUUCUGAAUUACUAACUUUCAUUAUUUUUAUAAUCUUUUUUUUUUUGUUAUAUCUGUUGUGUUUCUGGGUAGAAAUCACUUAGAAGAUAUGAUGUAGAAUAAAUAUCCAGAGAUACAGGUGUCCCACCUAUAGUGUGAAGCCAGUUGUAUAUAAAAAUAAAAAUGUGUUUUUGUCACUAUGUAACAUCAGCAACAGUAGGACUCAGUUAUGCCGUCUGUAGGCUUUAAGCUACUCUGUGGUGUUAUGUACAUCUGUAUUAUGUGAAAGUGCCUUUGAAAAUGUUUUAGAGGAAUUUCAGAUAUUCUGUCCAGUCGCAUAUUAGAUGCCGUGUUUUUGAGAAAAUGCAGUGCAGGAAGAAGAUGUGUGUAAGUAAUUAUGCCAUUUUCCAAACAGUUAUAUGGCAGAAUUAAUAAUAAAUAAACAGCUUACUCAAUGUGACAUUGCACUUUUAUGUAUAUAACUGUAUAUAUGGCAUGUAAUAUCAUAACGUUUAGAGUUCAUUCGAGGAUUUCUUUCUAAUAAAGGAAAUAGUUUGUCGA
This is a messenger RNA of Archocentrus centrarchus (flier cichlid), 6164 nucleotides long. It is a transcript of the gene srgap1a, whose product is annotated as SLIT-ROBO Rho GTPase activating protein 1a. Gene Ontology annotation, biological process: signal transduction. Gene Ontology annotation, molecular function: protein binding. NCBI's taxonomy places the organism in Eukaryota, Metazoa, Chordata, Actinopteri, Cichliformes, Cichlidae. The record is from RefSeq and is a predicted model, not a curated record. Bases 518 to 3847 code for a protein of 1109 amino acids. The transcript is spliced from 22 exons.